CGUGUUUGCUCAACAUCUUGUUGGGUAUCCUUCCUCGAGAUCUCUAGAAACACGGCCUCUGGUUACCUGACGCAAAUUCUCACGCAGUUGCUUGGUGCUUUCAAUGUGUUUGUGUGCUGGGUGAGAAGCCAGUUAACAUGACUUAAAUCGGGACCGCACUGUUCUUGUGUUUAAUUUUUAAUUUUUUUUUUUUUUUUUUUUUUUUUUUUGAAGGGGAUAAAGAGGCGCCUUGUGACUGUGUUUCUCUCUAGGUUAAAAAUGGCUGCCCUAACCAACUCUUGGUAAUUGCCGCUAGCCCCAUAGCAAACAGGGACUGCAAGUAAAACAUACAUUAUAAAUACAAGGGAAGGAGGAAAACAAAUAUUAUCGUUAUUAUUACAUGAACGCAACGCCAAGCCCUUGACGGAUGUGAACGGGAAUAGAUGUGUGUGCGAGAGGGGACACAUUGUAGCGCUACAACGCAAAGUUAAAAGCAAACCGGACGGUGUGUGUUUUGUUUUUUGCUUUUUUUUUGUUGCUGCAAAUUUAAAUGAAACUAACAGGGAUAUCUUUCUCAAGAAGCGGAUUGCAACUAAAGAAAAAAGCCUGGCCAGUUGCAACAUUGUUAUUUCUGUCGGGAGUUGAACACUGGGGGAGAGGAGGAGGAGGAGGAGGCGGGCGACAGAGGAGGAUUGUAUUUUUACCCUGCUAAGUUUUAUUCGGAUCUCUUGGUGUUUUUUUUUUUUUUUUUGUUCGUUUGUUUGUUUUUUAAAGGCAUCUUUGUAUCUGUAAUUCGUAUGUUCUCGAUCGGGCGCUUCCCAGUUUUUGGUUUUAUGAUUCGAAGUGAGAUUAGCCAGCGCUUCUUUCCAAAUGGGAGUAUUUUGACGUGCGAAGGUUGCAAGACUGCAGUGUAAAAGGUCUCUCUGCCAGGGAGAUCGGGUUCAGGGGAAGGAAUGGAUGAACAGAAAUCGAACAGCGAGGAGAAGGACUCGGAAACUUCGGCUGAUGACAGCGCCCCCCCAGAGCAGGCUGCCCCUUGUGAGGGGGACCCAGAGCCACCAGCUGCCACCUCCAAGACUAAGGAACCCACAUCGGAUCCCCCAGACCAGCCCAGCAGGGAGAAUCAGCGGUGUUGUGCUUUCUGUAACUGUGGCGGGAGGAGUUUACAUGGGCAGAGAGAACUGCGCUGCUUUGAACCCUCGGAUAACAGGCCAGCGCUGCCCCCUGAGAGUGACCAGGCUGCUGGACAGAUCGGGGAGGAAGCGCGGGCACAAGGGCUCUCGGAUGACCUGUCCAGCAUUGGCUUUGCAGACGGCUUCUCGGCGUCUUUACUGUUUGACCGAACAGGUCGUUGCUGGGCUCAUCACUGGUGCGCAGCCUGGUCAGCAGGAGUUCAGCAGGACAGUAGCCAAGGACUAGCUGGUGUGGACCGGGCAGUCGCCUCAGGGGUCAAGCAGCGAUGUGAAUACUGUAAGAGGCUGGGUGCAACCAUUCGGUGCCAGUCGGAAGCGUGUUCGCGGUUCUAUCACUUCCCCUGCUCUGCGGCCAGUGGUUCAUUCCAAUCCAUGAAGCAUUUAGCCCUUCUUUGUCCAGAGCAUGUGGAUAAGGCAGUUGAAAUAGCGAAGGAAGAGGCUCGCUGCGCGGUGUGCGACUCCCCCGGGGAGCUCCUGGACCAGCUGUUCUGCACUGGCUGCGGGCUUCAUUACCACGGGGCGUGCCUGGAAAUCAGCGCCACGCCACUCAAGCGCUCGGGCUGGCAGUGCCCAGAGUGCAAAGUGUGCCAAACCUGCAGGCAGCCUGGCGAGGACUCCAUGAUGCUGGUGUGCGAUGCCUGUGAUAAGGGCUACCACACCUUCUGUCUGCAGCCAGCCAUGGAAUCCCUCCCUACCGACACUUGGAAGUGCAAGAACUGCCGCGUGUGCAGUGAGUGUGGUACCCGGGGCUCUGCAUCGCACAGCUCGGCUCUCUGGUAUGAGAACUACUCCGUGUGCGAGAGCUGCCACCAGCACCGCAGCGCUGUGUGCACCAGCUGCGGGAAACCAACCCCAACGGAGAGCCUUCUGUGCUGCCAGACGUGUCGAGGGUGGGUGCACAGUGAAUGUACAGGUCUCUCAGAAACCCCAGCUGGCAAGUACACCUGUGUCUUAUGCAGGGGUUCUUCUCCAGCAGUGGCUGACAAGGCCAAUGUCCAGGACACAGGCACACCAAUGGAGCUGGGGAAAGAGUCCGGCUCGGAGGACAGAGAGGUGAAGGAGAGGCUGCAACAGGGAACAGAAACGCUGGCAGCUCAUCGGGAGCAGCCCUGCGUCUCUCCACACGCAGAGGCUGCAAGGAGCGGUGGGAGUGACAUCCAGCCUGGGGAUAUCGACGUCGACAAAGAGCCUGAAACCCUGCCGUCCCAAGACUGCAAGACAGGGGGCGCCGGCGAGCACAAGGAGGAACAGUGUGCCCCUCUGGAACCUGAGGUUCCAUCAGAGUCGGGGGAAACCAACUCCGGGCAGGACUCUGAAGACACAGACUCCAAGAGCCAGAGCGUUCCCCUGGCCUCUGGCGAUCCCCCCUGUGAUGGGGAGACCCAGGCUGCCUCUACCUCCCCACAAGGUAAUCGGACUAAGAGCCCUUGCAAAGCUCCUUCAGAAGAAGUGGAGGAGGCAAUGGAGGAGGGGGAUCCCGAACCCUCUGAAACGCAGCACGCAGUCCCGGAAGGAGGGAGCAGCCCUUCCUCUCUGCAGCCUGGCGCUGGGGAUUCCCUCCUGGACCCUCUGGAGGACUCUCCAGAGGAGGAGGAGGAGGGCUGCGAGAAAGCAUCUCCCAUGGAGGACUUGGCAGCAGAGAAUAAGCUAAAGCAGGAGGAGCCCGACGGGGAGCAGGAGGCAGCGUCUCCCCCUGGCAGGAGGAGGAGCAGUGGCAGCCUGGUGAUGAAGCCGGAGUACAUGGACGAGAUGUCCAACCUGAGCCACGAGGACGCUAGCAGCAGCGGCUUCCUGGAGUCCCCCGGAGAGCCCGACUCUUCCCACUCCCUCUCCAUGGAACUUGGCCUGGUGUCGGCCAGCCGGGCGCGCUCCGACUCGCUGCUCACAGAGACGGACGACUCGCUGCCCUUCGACCCCGGCGCCAUGAAGAUGGACGGAGAGAAGGUCAAGAGGCGGAACUCCCCAGGUCGAUCGCGGAUCAAACAGGGCCGCAGCAGCAGUUUCCCUGGUAAAAGGCGCCCUCGCGGUGGGGGAGGGGGGAGGGGCCGCGGCCGGUCCCGUCUCAAAGCCAUGGCCUCCUGCAUCGAGGCCUUCCUGUGCAUGGACGUGGAGGCCUCCCCCAGUAAGGAAGAGGACGAUGAAGAGGAUGAUACGAUGCAGAACACGGUCGUGCUGUUCUCCAACACAGAUAAAUUCGUUCUGUUGCAAGACAUGUGUGUGGUUUGUGGCAGUUUUGGCCGAGGCGUAGAGGGGCAGCUGCUGGCAUGUGCCCAGUGCGCCCAGUGUUACCACCCCUACUGCGUCAACAGCAAGAUUACCAAGAUGAUGCUGAGUAAAGGCUGGCGCUGUCUGGAGUGUAUCGUUUGCGAGGUGUGUGGCAAGGCCUCAGACCCAGCACGCUUGCUGCUGUGUGACGACUGUGAUGUCAGCUACCACACGUACUGCCUGGACCCCCCUCUGAACACCGUACCCAAGGGAGGCUGGAAAUGCAAGUGGUGUGUGUGCUGCAUGCAGUGUGGAGCCACUUCCCCUGGUUUUCACUGCGAGUGGCAGAACAACUAUACCCACUGUGCCCCCUGCGCCAGCCUGGUGGCCUGCCCAGUCUGUCGCGAGAACUUCAUGGAGGAGGACCUGCUGCUGCAGUGUCAGCACUGCGACCGGUGGAUGCAUGCAGUGUGCGAGACGCUCUUCACUGAGGAUGAGGUGGAGCAGGCAUCGGACGAGGGAUUCAUCUGCUCAGGCUGCUGCCCGUAUGUGCCCAAGCCUGCUGUAGUGGAAACGCCUGUCAGCACUCCUGUUAAAGUGAAGGAGCCAGAGCUUCAGUUCCACAGGCUGGAGGGGGUCUGGCUGACCGAGUCCGGGAUGUCUCUGCUCCGCAGCAUCUCCAUCUCUCCUCUCCACAAGAGACGGCAGCGGCGCUCCCGAUUGGGUACGCUGUGCGGGGAGGCGGGGACGGAUGGGCUGGAGCUGAAGGAAGUAGAUGGAGACGGUGACGAGGUCAAAGGAGGGGUAGAGCCCAUGGACUGUGACACCAAAGUGGACAUCCUGGGAAGCCCUGGCCGGGACGGGGGUCCCGAGAGAGACGCAGAGGGGGUUCCGGAGACGGAAGCGGGGAAGGCAGGAGCGGAGGAGACAGACGAAGGAAAGAAAAGGAAAAGAAAACCCUACAGACCAGGGAUCGGUGGGUUCAUGGUUCGGCAGAGGAAGUCUCACACACGGGCGAAAAAGGGGCAGCUUCCCCAGCUACUGGCAGGAGAGGCAGGAACAGAGGGUCCCAGCACUGAGAGGAACCCAGAGGAAGGCGCUCCCCCAUGUACCCCAAUCGAUGGCCCGUCCGAUCCCAAAGCAGCCGAGCCAGAAGGGGAGCAGGCAAAGAAACGGAGAGGCAGGAAGAAAAGCAAGCUGGAGGACAUGUUUCCGGCUUAUCUCCAGGAGGCGUUCUUUGGGAAGACUCUGCUGGAUAUCAGUCGGAAGGCUGUGAAGGAUGGGGGUGGAGCUCAGCGACUGGCACAGGGGCUGCACCGGCCUGCCCAGCCCGGCACCACCCUGCAGGCAGCCCCACAGGAGCCUGCAGCCUCCCUGACAUCGCAGGAGCAAGCAGGGACUGCGAAGGACAGAGUUGCUGCAGACGGCACCCAGCUCAAAGAGGAGGGCAGUGGAACAGCAGAUAACCAGGGAGGCGAUGCCGGUGCGGCUGCUGUUUCUGGUACAGAGCCUCCUUCCUCUCCCAAGGAUAAGGCCUCGACUCCAGCAGAGGGCACUCUGAGCUUGGGGACAGACAAGCCAUCUUCAGAUGGUUUGCCCUCGGGGGUAGAGAGCCAGGAUUCCCAGCAGUUCUUCCGAAAGGUUCUGGGGAUGAAGGAUGGCGCCACGCUCACCGGAAACCUGCAGGCGACCAUGCGUCCCAUACUGGAGACCACUGGGAGCACGGGAGACCUGAGCAGACAGACACUGUCUCAGAGACCCUUCUUGCCAGUGGGCUCCUUGACUGGUACGCUCCCCUCUACCGGGAUAAUGGAUCCAUUCCCGGGGCUCUCGCAGUCCCCCUUUUUCGAUAGCAGGGAUCGGAGCGGCUUGUUCAGCCCAGACCAGGGGGACCCAGACAGCCCCUGGGCCACCCCCUCCACCCCAGCCACUCCCUCCACUCCCCCGACCCCCACAGAGCAGGACAGCGAUGGGCUCUCCUAUAACCAGCGCAGCCUGCAGCGCUGGGAGAAGGAUGAGGAGCUGGGGGAGCUCUCCACCAUCUCCCCUGUGCUGUACGCCAACAUCAACUACACCAACCUCAGACAGGACUACCCAGACUGGUCUAACCGAUGCAAACAAAUCAUGAAAAUGUGGAGAAAGGUUUCAGCAGCUGACAAAGUGCCCUAUCUGCAAAAGGCCAAAGACAACAGAGCAACUCAGCGCAUUAACAAGGCACAGAAGCAAGCAGAGAGCCAAGUCACCCGGCCAAUAAAGUCUGAAUUCAAGCAGAAAGGGGAGAGGCCAGCCCUGCACCUGCACAUCCCUCCCCCCUCCGGCACCACCUCCUCCCAGCCCAGCUCUACUGAGAGCCCUUUCCCUUACAGCCAGGACCCGAGCACUUCCUUCUUCCCCAGCACCGGGCCUCCCACCUCCGAGGGGAUGGUCAGAACUCCUGGAUCAGUGUCUGGGAUGGAAGUGCAGGGCGAUCCCUUUACAAAAAUGCCACCUCAAUCGCCCCAUCAUCAUUACAGUAACCCCUCAACACCUUUCUCACAGUCUUCCAGCCCCAUGCAAGCCUCUUCUGGCUUCCAGAUGCCCCCAGGGAUCCCCCAGGGUAGACCUCCUAGCUUGGGCACCAUGGAUCUGCAACCUGGUACUCCUGGUACCCCAAGGCGUCCUCAGCCAAUGGCCAGUGAUCCCUUCCUGAGACCCCAACAGCAGCAAGCUAGUGGUGGCCUCCAAGAGCCCUUGGCUCCUCCCGAAAGCCCAAGGCUGAGGCAGGGGCCUGCUGCAGGAGAAUGCUUUUCAAAACCUGGGGAGUCCACCUUGCUUUCCCAACCCCCGACACACUUCGGGGACCUUUUCAGGGUCAGAAUGGAGCAGAGGCAAGAAUUUGGGAUGACUUCCACCUCCCCUGCAUCCACUCCUGGGCUGGGACCGAGGCAGGACUUCAUGGGGCUCCCUUCCCCAGCACCUACUCCCUCCAUGGGUCCCCGGAUGGAUUUUGGCGUCGGUUCGCCCGCCUCUGCUGCUGUAUCUGGGUUCCCUGACGGCAGUGGGCACAGUGACGUCUUUAAAGCUCCCAUGACUCCCCGAAUGCACCAGGGAGAGCAGGUGAACCCUCUUCAGGGCUACUCCACCCCUCAGCACCCGGGAGCCUCCCCCCAGCAUCACACAGAUCAGUACAGGCAGUCCCCUUCCACCCCCUUCUCUGACCCUUACGCCCAGCCCCCACUCACUCCCCGGCCCCAGUCUGGGGACAGCUGCUCCCCUCUGCCCCAAAGAUGCCCCCCUCCGGACACCUGCUCCAGGGUGCCAGCCAGCCCGCAAUCUCAAGGUAGCUGCCAGUCGCCCCUGACCCCCGGGGCCCUGUCCAAUGAUGCCUACUCUUGCCAAUCCCCAUUGACUCCUCGCUUCCAGUCUCCGGACCCUUACUCGCGCCCGCCAUCCCGUCCUCAAUCUAGAGACCCUUUCGCCCCUCUGCACAAGCCUCCCCGGUCCACUGCAGGGGAGCCCGGUUACAGGACUUCUCCCCAUGUCAGCCAGCCAGGCACCUCUAUGGGAGACUCCCUUCCCAAGGGCCCUUCUGCCCAGCCGAGCUUUGCCAGGAGCCCCAGCGUGGGCCUGUUCCCGAGCCCCCAGCACCAGACUCGAGUGGUGCCAGCAAGCUACGCUGAAGCUGCAGUGCAUUCCCCGUCGCACCAGCCUGGAGCACCCCAGCACGCUCCAGCCAUGAACAUGAACAGCUUCGCUCUGCGCUCCCCAGACCCCUCCUUCCAGCCACAGAGGGCAUCUCUGGUUCGCAUGCCAGAGAGGCGGGAGGAAGCACCCAGCCCCCAGGAGCUUCCUGACCUUCCAUUGAGCCAGGACCCGUCACUCAGUGGCCUCAGCCAAUUGGAGCUUGAGAAGCACAGACAGAGACAGAGACUGAGGGAGCUGUUGAUCAGGCAGCAGAUGCAGAGGAACUCGCUGCGUCAAGAGAAAGAGGCGGCGGCAGCAAACAGUGGCGCCAACACCUGGCCAGGGGAGACGGCAGGCUACCAGCAGGACAAAUUGCAGCGGGCUCCACCGCCCUACCCUGCCGCGCAAGAGAGAGCUGCUGUAGGAACAGGAAGUCCGGCCUCCCUGGAUGAUAAGAUGAUCCGGCUCCCACCUGCCGGAGCCCCAGCUGUCCUCGACCCCAGUGUGAUCAGGCAACCUGUGACCAGCAGCCCCCAGGGUUUUUACACCCGGGGUCCCUUCCCAGGGCAGUGGCAGGGCCAGCCAGGGGCCACGAGGCGCUUCCCACAGCCUUCCGGAAUAGAGGGGGGUCCCAGACACCCCCUCAAUAUAGCGGUCAGCAACGUGCAAGGCCUUCCACCCAGACAGCUGGUACAGGCACAGACGGAGCCAAUGCAAGCUCCCCACGCCCCCAUGGUCCCUCAAUUCAUUGAGCUCAGGCACAAUGCGCAGAGACAUCCAGUGGGUGCCCAGUUUGUCCAGAGGACUCCCCAGCCGCGGACACGUCUCUUCCUGCCCAACCAGGAAGUGGGUGGCCCUUACACCCAGCCUCUCCCCCCUCCACAGGAGGGAGUCAGAGGGCCAGGAAUGGGGGUCCAGCCAGUAACAGCAGGGGCACUGAUGAUGCCUCAGUCAAACACUGUGCCACCUUCUCCUCACCAUCCACAAUCUCCCACUACUGCCCCACAGCCACCUCACCCACCUGCCAGUAUUCCCCAGCCAGUGGGACACCCUACCACCAGCCGGCCUUGUCUACUCCCCUGCCCGGACCCCGAGCUGGAUGACGACUUCGGCUCCCACAAGGGCCUGGAGGAGGAGGAAGAUGAUGACCUGGCUAACCUGAGUCUGGACCCGGACAAGGCAGACGAUGACCUGGGGAACCUGGACAGCCUGGAGACGGCGGACCCCCACCUGGACGACCUCCUGAAGUGCGAUGAGUUCGACCUGCUGGCCUACACCGACCCCGAGCUGGAUGUGGGUGACCGCAAGGACAUCUUCACAGAGCAGCUGCGGCUCGUGGAAGCGGAGAGCGACGUCGGCUCGGACAGCAAGGGGGACCCCCAGAAAUCGCAGGAAGGGGACUCCUCCCAGGGGCGUCGGAAUCCACAAGCCCCCAGCGGGGCCUUGGCAGCCCCCGGCGCUACUGCUCCAACCCCUGCUGCUGCUGCUGCUGCUUUAGAUCGGGGUCAAGAAGCACAGCCACCCCCUGCUCCAGAACUGGGCAAUGUGGACCUGAAGAAACUGAAACAAGAGGAUGACGGUUCCCAGACGUACACCUGCCAGUUCCAGCGAGAGCAGAAGACCGUUACAGAGCUGGGUCAGGUGAAGGACGAAGUGGGAGUGGCAGUGUCCAUGUUGCUCCACCCCAAACAGGGGUCUUCGAAUGGGCUUUUCCCGCAGGGUGGCGGUGCCCCCAGCUCCAGGACUGCAUCUCUGAGUUCUGUGAGGAUCGCUGGCCUGCCGUUCCCCAUUAACAGCCCUUCUGACCCCCUUCCCUACGCUCCUCCCGCAGCCCCUGACCGGCCUGGCAUGGCCAAAUUCGACCUGGACGAGGAUCCUCUGAGCCUCCCGGAUGGGCAGCACUCUCCGGCCGUUGACCUGGACAAAGUGGAGAGCUCUCUGGAAGCCAGCGAGCUGCCCCUGCUGAUACAGGACCUACUGGAGCACGAGAAGAAGGAGCUGCAGAAGCAGCAGCAGCAGCAGCAACAUCAGUUGUCCUCCCUGCAGCAAGGAGUAAACUCGCACCUGCACCCUGUCCAGCAACAGCCUGUUCUUCUCCAGCAAGUGGGACCUCACCGAGCUCCCCCACCUCCUCACGCUCUCAUGGGACAGCAGCAACAGUUCCCCCCAGGGAUGGUUCCCAGGCCAGCUCAGCCACCCUCCUCUCACGUCAUGUCCCCCCAACAACAGCAGAGGCUCUUGGGGCCAGCCAUGCCCCAACACGUGGCCAUGGCUCAGACGCAAGGCCUUAUGGGCACGGGUCAGCCGCCCAUUGGUGGACAGCCACAAGGGCACCACCUGGUCCCUAACCAGCACACCGUUCCAGGAACGCAGCAACAGAUGGGGAUCAACAUGAAGCAGCAGCAGCAGCUGACCAACAGCUUCUUCCCUGAUACAGAUUUGGAUAAGUUUGCCACAGAGGACAUCUUGGACCCCAUUGCCAAAGCGAAGAUGGUGGCUCUAAAGGGAAUCAAGCGAGUGAUGGCACAGGGCACCAUCGGGGUACCCCCAGGGAUCAACAGGCAGCAGGUGUCGCUGCUGGCACAGAGACUGGCUGGUACACCAGGGUCGAGCGAGGCACAGAACAGGCUGCUUCCAGGAACCGGGAAGGAGAGUGAGGGGAGUAGUGAUCCCGCGCCGUCUCGACCGAACCCCCCCCAGUUUGCCCAGGGAAACAUCAACGAUGCUGAGCUGCGGCAGUACGAGGAGUGGCUGCUCCACACACAGCAGCUCCUGCAGAUGCAGCUCAAGUUCCUGGAGGAGCAGAUCGGGGUGCACAGGAAGUCCCGCAAGGCGCUCUGUGCCAAGCAGCGCACGGCCAAGAAAUCGGGGCGCGAGUUCCCCGAGGCAGACGCAGAGAAACUCAAACUGGUCACAGAGCAGCAGAGCAAAAUCCAGAAGCAGCUGGACCAGGUGCGGAAGCAACAGAAGGAGCACACCAACCUGAUGGCAGAGUACCGAACCAAGCAGCAGCAGCACCAGCAGCAGCAGGGCUCGGCUCACCUGGCCUCCGGGACCUCGCAGAUAUCCAAACUGCCCGGGCAGCUGCUGCCGGGACCCCUAGGACCGCAGCCUGUGCACGGACCUCCUAUCGGAGUGUCGGUGCCAGUCCAGCAGGGCCAACCCUUCCUGGGCUCGCCUCGGACCCCACACCCUGCGACCCUGGGUGCUGUCAGCUCAGCCCCUGGCCCUUCCGGAAACUAUUUCACACAAGGAGGCCCGCUCCCAGGGAACGACAACAGGCUAGUACAGGACAGGCAGAUGCAGCAGCACAGAAUGCAGCUGUUGCAGAAAAUGCAGCAUCAAGGCAUUAUGGGCCAGCAGCAGCAGCAGCAGCAAGGCAUUAUGGGCCAGCAGCAGCAGCCGCAAGGCAUUAUGGGCCAGCAGCAGCAGCAGCAGCAAGGCAUUAUGGGCCAGCAGCAGCAGCAGCCGCAAGGCAUUAUGGGCCAGCAGCAGCAGCAGCCGCAAGGCAUUAUGGGCCAGCAGCAGCAGCAGCAGCAAGGCAUUAUGGGCCAGCAGCAGCAGCAGCCGCAAGGCAUUAUGGGCCAGCAGCAGCAGCAGCCGCAAGGCAUUAUGGGCCAGCAGCAGCAGCCGCAAGGCAUUAUGGGCCAGCAGCAGCAGCCGCAAGGCAUUAUGGGCCAGCAGCAGCAGCCGCAAGGCAUUAUGGGCCAGCAGCAGCAGCCGCAAGGUGGUGUUGGACAGCAAGGGCUCAUGGGUAACCCGCUAAUGGCUCAGCAGCCCCAGCAAGGUAUGAUGGGAAGCCAGCAAAUGGUGCAGACCACACAAGGUGUUAUGGGUAACCAGCAAGUCAUCAUGGGUGGCCAGCAAAUCAUACCGAACCAACAGCAGAUGGUACAGAAUCAGCCAAGCAUGAUGGGGAAUCAGCAGUUGACCCAGGGGCCCCAGAGCCUCAUGGGCGCCCCGCAACUGACGCAGCCAGGCAUGAUGGGGAAUCGGCAGAUGGUACCGAACCAGCAAGGCAUGAUGGGGAAUCAGCAGCCAGCCAUGGCCGGGACCAUGUUGGCUCAGCGACCUCCAGGGAUUCUAGAUCAGCAGGCGUUGCAAGGCCCCGUGGGUGCUCAGCAGCUCCUGAGAGAGAAGCAGCAAGUCCUAGGAGCCCAGCUAACUGCCCAGCAGCAGAAUGUCUUAGCCCAGCGCUUGAUUCUGUCCCAGCAGCAGCAGGCUGCCAAGGGACUGGCUCAACUCCAGCAGCAAGGGUUCAUAGGGCAGCCUGGUCAGCAAGAAGGUGGAGGACAGCUCCAUCCAGCUCCUUCCCGACCAGGAUCUACCGAGCAGGGCUUUCUGGCACCUUCUACUCCGGGAGGAUCCCAGCAGCAAGAAGGGCAACAGCAGCAGGGAAACCUGGAUGGGCUGCAGCAAGGAACGCCAGUACAGGGUCUUAACCAGGAGCAGAACUCUGGUCCCAAGGAGCAAGGGCUGCCGAGUCCCAGGCCACAGCAGGGCCCCCCGACCCCACGGUUACAACAUCCUGGAUCUGUGGGUGACCAACAGGGGGCAGCACUGCAGCAACAGCACAGCUUUAUUGGGCAGCAGCAACAGCAGCACAGUUUCAUGGGACAGCAACAGCCACAGCCAGGCAUGAGUCCACAGGCACAGCAGGUGCAGCUAGCUCUGCAGAGGCAAAGCUCUCUGGUGGAGAAGCCAGGCAAUGCGGGGCAGACCCAGGUAAUUGUGAAGCAGGAGGUGCAGCAGCAGCAGACUUGCUACGUGGGCCAGCAGCAAGGAGUGAUGGGGCAGAAACUGGGACAACCUCAAGGCAUUUUAGGACAGCAAAAUAUGGUUGUGCAACAGCAAGCCAUUGUGGGCCAGCAGCAAGGCAUCAUGGGUCAGCACCAUCCAGGCCAGCUGCAGCAAAGCGUCAUGGGUCAGAAGCAAGGCAUGAUGGGGCAGAUGGCUGUUGGCCAGCAGAUAUUGCGGGGUCAGCAAGGAAUGAUGGGACAGCGGGCGCCUAUGCCCAUGGGCCAGAUCCGAGCCCCCCCAAACAUCCAGGGGCUGAUUUCUCAGAACCCUCAGCUCCGUCACUUAACCCCCCAGCAGCAACAGCAGCUCCAGGCCAUCCUGACACAGCGGCAGCUGCAGCAGGGGCAAAUCCUGAGGCUUUCUGCGGGGCAACCAACCGUCAGCCAGGCCCAGCCUCUGGGGCAGAGGCUACAAGGAGUUGUAACGCAACAACAGCAAGGCAUAAUGGGACAGCAGUACCAGCAGCAAAUGCAGCAAGGCGUGAUGGGACAGCAGCAGCAGCAGCUAGCUAUGGGACAGCAGCUUCAACAAGGCUCUAUGGGACAGCAGCAACAACUCCAGCAAGGUGUGACGGGACAACAACACCAUCAGCAACUCCAGCAAGGGAUUAUGGGGCAACAGCAACUGCUAAAGCAAGGGGUUCUAGGACAGGAGCAAUGCCAGCAAGGUAUGGCAGGUCAGCAACAAAUCCAGCAAGGGAUCAUGGGACAACAGCAAGGUCUUAUUGGACAACAGCCAAUGCAGCAAGGCGUUCUGGGACAGCAGCUCCAGCAAGGGGCAAUAGGUCAAAGGCCCCUACAGCAAGGCACGAUCGGGCAGCAGGUUUGCACCACACCUCAGGGCCGAAUGAUCAGGGCGAUGUCUCCCAGGCAGCAGCAGCCAGCACUCCAGGGCUCUCCCCAGGAGCAGGCAGCCCUCGCCCAGCAACAGAGGAACCUGAUGGGGCGCCCCAUGCCUCAGCAAACCAACGUAGGCUUGCGACCGGUGGUGCCAGUGCAGGGAGGCCAACAGCAAGUGCUGGGAAACCAGCCGCCCACUCCUGCCUCAACCCCUAGCCCUUUCCAGCCAUUGACGCCAGUCAACCAGCAAGGAGUCUCUGGGUCACCAUUACCAGGGUCUCCUUCUGGGACCCUUCCCAUGCGGCCUGCCUCUGUGUCUUCAGAAACGGGCCCACCGCCUUCCAGUCAACAGGAUGCUAAUGCCACUCCAAGCCCUUACCAGACUUCUAACUCAGGGGCAACUCCCAAUCGGGAACACAAGCUAUCCCCUGUUGGAGAACCCCAGGAGAAGUGCAGCCCUGCGGGGCCUGCAAGGUCUACUGAAACAAAGGCCGCUCUGGGCUUGCCUGACAGGUCAACGUCGGCUGAACCCAUGAGAUCGGAGUCCCAGGAGAGAACCGCACCCCCAGAGGCUUCCCAGCCCGUUGAGCCCAAACCCAGCGGGGGGCAGGCCAUGGAAGUGGAGAGUCAGCAGGGUCCCAGCUGUGUGGACAGUCUGUACAGAAUGACCCUGCAGAAUAUCAAGCAGGAGCCCAAGGAGGAGAGGCAGUGCGCCGGGGGUGACGGGAGGACCAGCGCCAUCAAGAGGGAAGCCAACGGGGAGCCAGUGGGGCUGAACUCGGGGAGCCCCGUCACCCCCGGCCCCCGUUCCGAGGCUGGCCAGCUGCUCCUGCAGAAGCUGCUGCGGGCAAAGAACCUGCAGCUGGCAGCACACCGGCCAGUGGACGGCAUCCACAGCGAGAUCAAUGGGCACAUCGACAGCAAGCUAGCACUGCUGGAGCAGAAACUGCAGGGGACCCCGCGCAACAUGGAGGAUCUUCAGGCUUUGAGUAAGAAAGCACCGGGAACAAAACCAAAACGGAUGCCCAAGUCUGGAGAGAAGCUGGCCACCUCGAGGAAGAAGAGCAAGAAAGAGGAAGGAGGAAAGUCUGCAGAGGCGCUGAUGAAGCAGCUCAAACAGGAGCUCUCCCUUCUUCCACUCAUGGAGCCUUCCAUCACGGCAAACUUUGACCUCUUCGCCCCCUUUGGAAGCAGCCCCAUCAACGGGAAAAACCAACUGAAGGGGGCGUUCGGUAACGCUGUGCUGGACAGCGUCCCAGACUACUACUCCCAGCUUCUCACCAAGAACAACCUGAGUAACCCGCCCACGCCCCCCUCUUCUCUGCCCCCCACCCCCCCUCCCUCGGUGCAGCACAAGAUGGUGAACGGGGUCACCGCGGUGGAGGACCUGCCUGAGGGGCUCAAGAACCCUGAAGCCCCCUCCGAGCCUGAAGAAACCAAAGACUCCUCUGCUGAAGAAGUGAAGAGUGUGGACCUGUUAGCUGCUCUCCCAACCCCUCCCCACAACCAGAAUGAAGACAUAAGGAUGGAGAGUGAUGAGGACAGCGACGCCCCUGACAGCAUCGUCCCAGCCUCCUCCCCAGAGAGCGUGCUGGGAGACGAGACCUCGCGCUUCCCCCUGCUCACCGACCUCAAAGAGGAGGAUCUGGAGAGAGCUGUCUCUCCUGUCAUCCCCAUCAUCCCACGGGCAUGCAUUCCUGUAUUUCCCGAAAACAAACCCUUUGAAAUGGUGAACUCCUCCUUUCCCGAACAUGCUGGGAAGAUGGCAUCAGCGACGGGUCCCUGGGAGAAAGCAAAGGGAAGCGAGGUCUCUGUGACCUUCACACUGUCUGCCGCGGCUGCAAAGAACCUGAACACUGUGAUGGUGGCGAUGGCACAGCUCCUGCACAUGCGCAUCCCCAACUCCUAUGAGGUGGCUUUUCCAGAGAGUCCCCUGCGUGGCGUCCCAGACCAGAGGAAGUCCCCCGCAGAGCUGCAGGCUCCAGCCGUGCUGGCCGGGAAGCCAAAGGCAGCAGAAGGGGAGAGGACCCCCCAGGAGAAGAACGACUGGCUGAAGCAGUUUGAUGUCUCGCUCCCUGGCUGUACCCUAAAGAAGCAGGUGGACAUCCUGUCUCUCAUUAAACAGGAGUCCCCAGAGUUGGAGGAGAAGCCAGUACAGCACUGCUACGUCACCAAUGUGUCCAACCUGGACGUGAGACACCUGCCAGUGAUCCCAGUGGAGACCUCUCCACCCCAGUCCCCCCCUGCAGCCUCCUCCCCGUCCAGCCUAGCCGAUCCCAUCAAACUGGAGCCGGAGCCUGAGCCCAUCCUGCCCCCUCCUCCGCCCCCUCCCAUCCCAGAGCCCCCCAAAGCCAAGCAGCGCAGCCGGCCCCCCUCGGAGGACGAGGAGUGCAAGCCCAAGGUGAAGAAGUGGAGGGGCCUGCGCUGGAAACGGCUGCAGCUGCUGAUCACCAUCCGCAAGGCAGGCUCUCGCCGGGAGACGUGGCGCGAGAUCGCGGAGCUCAUCGAGAAGCUGCGGAUCACCCUGCGGCCGGACACCCUGCCCAGGGACCUGCGCAAGUGCUGCUUCUGCCACGAGGAGGGCGAUGGGGCCACUGACGGGCCGGCCCGGCUCCUCAACAUUGACCUGGACCUCUGGGUGCACCUCAACUGCGCGCUGUGGUCCACGGAGGUGUACGAGACCCAAGGGGGCGCCCUGAUCAACGUGGAGGUAGCCCUUCGCCGUGGCCUGAGGACCAAGUGCGCCUACUGCCAGAAAACUGGCGCCACCAACAGCUGCAAUCGGCUGCGCUGCCCCAACGUCUACCACUUCGCCUGCGCCGUCCGCGCCCGCUGCAUGUUCUUCAAGGACAAGACCAUGCUGUGCACCCAGCACAAGCUCAAGGGCCCCAGCGAGGAGGAGCUGAGCUCGUUCGCGGUCUUCCGGCGCGUCUACAUCGAGCGGGACGAGGUGAAGCAGAUCGCCAGCAUCCUGCAGCGCGGAGACCGCAUCCACAUGUUCCGCGUGGGCGGCCUGAUCUUCCACGCCAUUGGCCAGCUGCUGCCCUCCCAGAUGGCCGUCUUCCACUCCUCCAACGCCAUCUACCCCGUGGGUUACGAGGCCUCCCGCAUCUACUGGAGCACCCGCUUCCCCAACCGCCGCUGCUGCUACCGCUGCCGCAUCGGGGAGGCGGACGGCCGGCCGCUCUUCGAGGUGCGUGUCCUGGAGGAGGGGCACGAGGACAUCAUGCUCAAGGACACCUCGCCACAAGCGAUCUGGAACCGUGUGGUGGAGCCGGUGGCGCGCAUGCGGCGGGAGGCUGGCAUGCUGAAGCUCUUUGCGGAUCACGUGAAGGGGGAGGAGAUGUACGGGCUGACUGUGCACGCUGUGCUGCGCAUCGCCGAGUCGCUGCCCGGUGUGGAGAGCUGUCACAACUACAUGUUCCGCUACGGCAGACACCCCCUGAUGGAGCUGCCUCUUAUGAUCAACCCCACGGGCUGUGCCAGAUCCGAGCCCAGGGUCCUGACGCACUACAAGAGACCGCACACUCUCAACAGCACCAGCAUGUCCAAAGCCUACCAGAGCACCUUCACCGGGGAGAUCAACACGCCCUACAGCAAGCAGUUUGUGCACUCAAAGUCCUCACAGUACCGCCGCCUCAAGACGGAGUGGAAGAACAACGUGUACCUGGCCCGGUCUCGCAUCCAGGGGCUGGGUCUGUACGCUGCCAAGGACCUGGAGAAGCACACCAUGGUCAUCGAGUACAUCGGCACCAUCAUCCGGAACGAGGUGGCCAACCGGCGGGAGAAGGUCUACGAGGAGCAGAACCGAGGGAUCUAUAUGUUCAGGAUUAAUAACGAGCAUGUGAUUGAUGCAACUUUGACAGGCGGGCCAGCCCGGUACGUCAACCACUCCUGCGCUCCCAACUGUGUGGCGGAGGUUGUGACGUUCGACAAGGAGGAUAAGAUAAUUAUCAUUUCCAGCCGCAGAAUCCCCAAAGGAGAGGAGCUCACCUACGAUUAUCAGUUUGACUUUGAAGACGAUCAGCACAAGAUCCCGUGCCACUGUGGAGCCUGGAACUGCAGAAAGUGGAUGAACUGAAGAGCAGAAA
This is a messenger RNA of Polyodon spathula (Mississippi paddlefish), 16770 nucleotides long. RefSeq names its product lysine (K)-specific methyltransferase 2D (gene kmt2d). The record is from RefSeq and is a predicted model, not a curated record. Gene Ontology annotation, cellular component: MLL3/4 complex; nucleus. Gene Ontology annotation, molecular function: transcription coactivator activity; histone H3K4 methyltransferase activity; histone binding. The transcript has 55 exons. Bases 933 to 16760 code for a protein of 5275 amino acids. Lineage: Eukaryota; Metazoa; Chordata; Actinopteri; Acipenseriformes; Polyodontidae. Gene Ontology annotation, biological process: positive regulation of transcription by RNA polymerase II.